UACUAGUGACGUAGAUCACAUCGGAAGUUCGCCCCGUCGUCGAUGAGCAUGAACUGAGAUGAGCAUGUUGUAAAUUCCAGAAAUAUUUCUCCCAUUCCACUGUCUAACGUACCUGGAAGUAGUAAUAUCAUUAUCGACGACUGCAUAUUUAAUCAUACACAGGAGGGAGAUUGGUAACUAUGGCUUCGCCGCCAGAAAUGUGCAGCUUUGAUGCAUUCAAAAGAUUUCUUCAUUUAUGCACUGAUGGUGCAGUGUAUAAAGUUAUUGGAAAUUGUUGCACAACAGAAAACACCCCAUUUUUAACAGAGUUGCUCAAUGACCACAAAGGGAAAGAAGUAUUGACAGAGGUUUUAAAAUGUCACACAGAGAAAACUUCGGUGAAAAAAGAUACAUUGCUGUUCACUGUGGCACUAUGUGCAAAAUCUACAGAUAAAGACAUUAAACAACAAGCAUAUCAAACGUUCCUCAAGAUAUGCAACUCCCCAAGGGAAUUAUUUCAGUUUUUAAGUUACCAAAAAAAGUUGACAGAAAAUACUAGAGGAUGGGGUAGAUCCCUAAAACAUGCGGUCAGCCAAUGGUAUAAUCAACAAACACCACUGGAUUUGGCAAAGAGUGUUACACGCCAGAUCAGCUACUGUGGCUGGACCCAUAGGGAUGUAUUACGACUCGGACAUAUAAAAGGGGCUAGUGAAGCUACUUGCCUUAUCUUCAAGUAUCUGGUGAAAGGGAUUGAGGAGGCUAAGAAGGAGUUUGACAAGGAAGGAGCCUCAGAAGAUGUACGGAAGGUCCUGGAUUACCUAGUUACCGUGGAUACCCUCAAACACUCUACAGAUGACCACCAGGUGGCGUGCCUGGUAGAAAAACACAGCUUUGGUUUGGAGAGUAUACCAACCAAACUUCUUAACUCUAAAGAGGUUUGGCGGGCCCUGAUCAAUGUCAUUCCUAUGACAACUCUGCUACAGUACUUCGGUAAAUUGGCAGCUGUUGGGCUGUUGGAAGCGUCAUGUGACACCAGUAAAGUUUUGGUGGAAAAACUACAAGAUGUAGCUCGCCUCAAGGAAGGGAGGGUGGAGCCAUUGUCUGUCCUGCUGGCCUCCAGAAUCUACGAGCAAGGCAAGGGAGGCAAGCCCAGGUGGUCGCGCAAUGAGGAGGUGGUUCGUGGCCUGGACUUAGCCUUUGAUUCCACAAUUAAGAACAAUAUGGAGGCGACCAAAAAGCGCUACCUGGUGGCAGUACGUGUAGGUGUGAGUAAGGGGAAGCUAACAGUACGGGGCACACAAGUCCUCUCAAACAUCAUUGCUGCUGCCGCCAUGACGUCAAUAACCUUAAAGAGCGAGGAGAAGGUUGAUGUUGUCUAUUUCACCCGUAGUGUCACUUCUCUUCCUGUCAGCGCCGAGUCAAAGCUGGCUGACAUCUGUGAUGAACUCGCCACACAAAUCAUCAUUGCAGACAACCUCCCAGAACCAGAAGAAGACAAGCCAAAGAAUGAUGAACCAGUGUUUAGAGGGGCGCCUCCUCCACCAUGUGACAUUGCAGCACCAAUCAAAUGGGCGAGGGAGAACAAGAAGGCUGUGGAUGUAUUCCUGUUCCUGACGGACAAUCGGGAUAAGUCUACAGGAAAGGUCCCACCCCACGAUGCUCUUCUACAGUACAGGAAAGACAUGGACAUGCCCAAUACAAAAAUGGUGACAUGCGGCUUCACCAAUGCCACAAUGAGGGUGGCAGAGCAGGACGACAGAGGGAUGCUGGACAUCGCAGGUUUUGAUUUGACCGUCCCUAACGUGAUACACAAAUUUGUGAUGGACACUUAUUGAUGUGUGAAUACAAUUAAUGUUUAUUUCAUAACCAUAAACCAUGUAGGCUGUCAUUACCAGUUUCGGCAAUGCAUUUGCCAUACCCAGUCCUUAAGUCGUUAUAAAUGAAAAACUGUGUUCAGAAAUGGAUUUUCUUUUAAGAUUAAUGUAAGCAAUAUAGUUAUGCUCAGAGAAACUUCCAUCCAACUUGUUAUUUAAUUCUACUUGUCGGAUAUGAGUCAGUUCAUUUUUGCACCAUGAAUUCAAAUUAUAUUAAAUUUAAAAUGAUUUAUCACGUAUUGAAUGUCACAAAAGAUCUGCUUUGGUAAGGUUAACACAUUGAGAAGUGUGGAUAUUGUAGGAUUUGUUAAGACUAACGUCGUGUGAAAUCUGGGUAGUCAGGGGUUUGUUAAGAUUAGCUGGGUAGGCUGAGGUUUCUCAAGAUUUGCAUCUUGUAAUAGAUAUGUUGGGUUGGAUUGUGUUGGGCAUUAGUAUCAACUAUGUACAUGUGGUACUUGUAAAAUUAAAUAUGGAUUUUCUCUUCUUAUACAUGAUCUCCAGUAAAACACAGUUACCUCGAACAAGUAUGACUUAAAUAACUUGAGCUUAAAUGAGUUGAAUACCUUUUGUAAUUCGGAUCAAGAUGAUUCAAGCACAUUUUCUAAAUCAAACACAAAUGAUCAUUAUACCUUUUCUGGCUUAUCCUAAUGAAAUUCAGUAACCUGUCCAACUUGAACUCAAAUGAGUCAAGUGCUCUUCGACCGAAUAGCUUCAGGUUUGUUUCCCAGACCCUGUGACUUGAUGAGUUAAGUGGGUUUUGCUGUACAUAGAUUUUUGAACUGCCACUUGUUUAGUAUUGUCAUUUCCUUGUGUUGAUGAUGAAGAAUAUACCUAUCCAUCGUUGGAUUGUAUAAGAAAUAGGAUUGUACACCAUUAUACAGUAGUAAUUUGACUGAAUCUCUCCUUUAUAGUGAGUUACACAAAUAUGUUCGGAUGUAACAAGAAGAGAUAACUCUUGAUCUGUGGCAAGAACUGAUGAGUUAUCUCCCCUACAAUACAGGAUAGAUCAAGGUAUAAUUAUUAUAGUAUCGUUAAUAUGGUACCUGCAUACUCUGUGUACUUAAUACAUUGAUUUAAGUUAGUUUUUAAAGAAAAAUGAAGUAUUUUGUAUUUAAUUUCCUAUUGUUAUAAAAGCCCUGUUGAAAAGGACUCAAAUCAAUGGAGACUGAUGUCAACUGUAAAGUCAUAAAAUUUAGUUUGGGGAUUUUUUUUAUUUCAUAUUUUUCAUGGAUUUAGAAAAUAACAAAUAUUUAAAUACAUAAAAUAUC
Molecule: messenger RNA, 3121 nt
Organism: Mizuhopecten yessoensis (Yesso scallop)
Lineage: Eukaryota; Metazoa; Mollusca; Bivalvia; Pectinida; Pectinidae
Product: 60 kDa SS-A/Ro ribonucleoprotein-like
Exons: 9
Coding region: 180-1814 (544 amino acids)
Cellular component (GO): ribonucleoprotein complex
Molecular function (GO): RNA binding
Source: RefSeq, a predicted model, not a curated record